Messenger RNA from Rhea pennata, 3144 nucleotides. RefSeq names its product TM2 domain containing 1 (gene TM2D1). The record is from RefSeq and is a predicted model, not a curated record. NCBI's taxonomy places the organism in Eukaryota, Metazoa, Chordata, Aves, Rheiformes, Rheidae. The transcript has 6 exons. Bases 123 to 536 code for a protein of 137 amino acids.
GGGAGCGGGAGCGGGAGCAGCAGCGACGGCAGCGGGCCGGGAGGCGCCGCUCAAGUGCGACGAGCUGCGCCUGGGGCAAUAUUUGUGAUGAUCCUAAAAUAGACAAUAGUACACAAGAACCAAUGAAUUGUAGAAAUCACACAGCAUAUGUUCAAUGUCUACCAGCACCAAAUAUUACUUGUAAAGAUCAUCUUGGCAUAGAAAAAGUCUUUACUGGAAAUGAAGUUGGAUUUUACAAGCCUAUUGCGUGUCGUAACGUAAAUGGAUACUCCUACAAAGUGGCAGUGGCUCUGUCUUUAUUUCUUGGAUGGCUGGGAGCAGAUAGAUUUUAUCUAGGCUAUCCUGCCUUAGGCUUGCUAAAGUUCUGCACUGUAGGAUUUUGUGGAAUUGGUAGCCUAAUUGAUUUCAUACUUAUUUCAAUGCAGAUUGUUGGACCUUCUGAUGGCUCUAGUUAUAUUAUAGAUUAUUAUGGAGCAAGGCUUACAAGGCUCACUAUUACCAAUGCAACAUUCAGAAAAAUGCAGACAUAUCCUUAACCCUGGCAGUAAGUGUCAUGUAUGCACAGGUGCAUUCUGUUUUUACAGAUGGAUCCAGUUGUCCACUGAAAUUGCUGAUGACUUAUUAAUUACAUUUCAUCAGAACUGUAUAUUAAAUGUUGUACAUUGAACAAAGAUGAUAAAAUAUGAAAAUUCAUCAAGAAAAUGAAUUUACCUCGGAGGUGCCAAGUUUCUCUGUGACUGCUCUAUUUCUGUGAGCGCAUAGUUUGCUGCUAAGUUGUAUCAUUUGUGAAGUCUGCAGACUUUUGUGAUUUGCACUGUUAAUAUUUGGCAUCUCAGUAUGAUUCAGAGAGUUAAGUGGGCAGAAGACAUUGCUCAGCAGAACGUCUUUGCUGAUCUUUAGUCCAUUGAAAUUGAUGAGACAUGGAUGUUAGUAGGGCCAGAAUUACACUGGGAUUUAUUUUCAGAACUAUUUGUGGGAGUUUGAAAUUUAACUUAAAAAACCUAAAACACAGAAACUGCUUUUCUUUCAGUUAUGCUAGUUAAAAUCCAGUGGCCCUAAAUCUUGUGCUGAAAUUCCUCUAUGAAUUCCUAUGAAAUUCCCUUGAUUUGAAGAUACUUUUUCUAUUAAGUUUAAAGAACAAUUUUGAUAAGAUUGCAAAAUUCAAUCAGUCCUGAUCAACAGUAGAAAUAUGGAUACAGAAAAAAAAGAACUAUAUGUGAUACAUCUCAAAAAGGAAGGUGGAUGUUGCAGUGCACUGAUAUUAGAAUAGGACAUAAUUGUUCUGCUUGUUUAGAUUUUCCCCCACUUGCAACCGUUUUUGUUGAAAUGCAUGCCUUCUUUUCAGAAAAAGAAAUUGUGGUGUGUUUUGCAGAUACAGAAUGUCAGAAAUGUGAAUUAUUUGCAUUAAUAAAGCCCUUGAAAGGUUGUUCUUUCAAGUGUACACCUGUUGAUAAAUGAACUGUGUUUCAGUGAAAUAAAUUCUAUGUGCUUCAAAGCUGUUUAACUGUUUGACCAAAUUCUUUAGGACAGCCCAGAUAUCCACACAUACCCCCCCACCCCCUGUUUCAACAGAAUCUUUCUACAAUUUGACCAAUUUAAAGCAUUCUCUUCACUUAUGAAAACAUGCAGUAACUGAAUGAAAAAUUCAUGUUAAUAGCAUAGAUUUUAUUUAAUAAUCUUGAGGCAGCGCGUGGUGGUUGCUUUAGAUGAAACUUUCAAAAUGUUAUUAAUAUAUCUGCAAUCAGUACUUUUAAGGGAAUUACAUAAACCAGAUUCCUAAAUUGUUUUUUUUAAGUGAAAUUUAUGUUUUUUAGUCUAUUUUGAACCUACCUUACUGGUGCACGUAAAACUUUGCAAAGCAAUCCUGUUUUUAUCCAAAUAACUGUUAACUGAAUACAUCAUGUAAUGGGAAUGAACCACAAGGAGUACCUUGUGCUUAACAUUGCUACUUUCCUUCACUUAAGGCAUAGUUUUGGAAUACUUGCUAACGUGCAUUUUGCAUGUGGGUUCGAAGAGACAAGAACACUCUGUUAGCUUCGUUCAGUUGCCGUAUGUAAGUUGCAUCUCCCUUUUGUCUCUCACUGAACGCUCUUUGUACACAUCAGUUUUGAUUGCUGAAAUACGCGCUUUCAAAAAGGGACAGUGAAAAUAGAAAAGAAAUGUUUGAACUAAAUAACAUUCCAUGAUUAAGAUCACCUUCUGACUUGUCUGCCUUUGUUUUUUAACCCUGAUAGUAGAGGUAUGGAAAGAGGAAGAUAUCAUGGAUAUUAUAAUGAAUGAAAAAGCCUUGAGCAGCUAUUUCACACAAGAGUUCAUUCUAAAAUACAUCUUCAUGUGUACAGGUAGCGGAGGGUUUGACUUAUGGGUUCAACAGUCCAUGUUGUGCUUCGUUGUUUGUAAAAUAAAUCAGGAACUAUUUUGUAUGAAUCAGAUGAAAAUGUGUUUAGUUAUUAGGUCCAUCAGGUAGUUUGUUUCUCCUAAAAACAAAACUGUCAGCACAGAGAAAGAUUUGUGAUUACGAAUUAGGUUAAUGUUUCUGUAGAAAGAAAUGUAUUUUAUUUGUUUAUGUCAACUAAGCUGGGAAAUAAAAAAUAAUACGAGAUUCUUUCAUCCUGAUCUUCUGUUUGUUAUGCCAGUGCGUGCUUGCGUCAGGUGUGCGUUGUUUUUUCAUACCGGUCAGAAUGAGGCCAGAGGUGACCAGACAGAAAAAUGUUUUGAGUCUCGGCAACUUUUAAUUUCUGUUCCCUUUAGACUUCGUUCUACUUGAUCCUCUGAUUCUGUACUAACAACUCUCCACUUGUCUUUCACGUCCCUCUCCUUUGUCUGUGAAGCCUUUUAGAAAUUAGUGUCGCAGAUGACAUAACCUUUGCAACUUGUAUUGGAUACUGCUGGAAUUGUGUUACAUGCCUGAACACACUUGGGUUUCUAUACGCUUACGUAGCUGCAUGGCUGAAGUUUCGAGAGGGUUAACUGAGGAAGCAGAUAGUACUGCAGGGCCAGUAGAGAGUUAGUGAGGUCUUUGUUUUCAUCUUGUAAUUGUCAGAUAUGGCAUGUUUACCAUAAGGACUGUGAAAAGUGUGAUGCAAGAUGUAAAGCUGUCCCACUGUGUUAAUAAUAAAUUGGCUACAGUAAUAUUUAUCGAAA